AGGCGCAUGCGCUCCUCACAGAGGCCCGGGGGAGGCGGGGAGGCGCCCGACGCCGCGCCCCUCCCUCUCGUCCUGCCACUCAUGCCCAGCAGGGGGCGGUGCCGCAGCCGCUCGGAAGAACCGGUGGGCGUGGCUUUCCCCGCCGCCAACAACAACAACAACAGCAGCAGCCCCAGCUCCGAAGGCAGCGACGACAGCAGGGCCGAGGAGAUCUGGUGGCGCGCGCAGAGGCGGGCCAAGAUCCCCGCGGUACGCACGCCGCUCAGGCCGCCUCGCCCUCGGCUCGCGCAUGCGCAGGAGGGGGCGCCUUCAGAGCGCACGCGCGGAGGAGCAGGAGGCGGGGUUCCAUCUCUGGCCGCCAUGGAGCGGAAAGUUCUAGCCUUGCAAGCCAGGAAGAAGAGGACCAAAGCCAAGAAAGAAAAAGCCCAGAGAAAGCCUGAAACACAACAUCGAGGACCUGCUGCCCUUUCAGAGAAUGAUCAGCCUGAACAAGAAGAGGAAAUCCUGGGAUCAGAUGAUGAUGAGCAGGAGGAUCCCAAUGAUUAUUGUAAAGGGGGCUAUCAUCUUGUAAAAAUAGGAGAUUUAUUCAACGGAAGGUACCAUGUGAUCCGGAAGCUGGGAUGGGGACACUUUUCUACAGUGUGGUUAUCUUGGGACAUCCAGGGGAAGAGGCUUGUGGCAAUGAAAGUUGUAAAGAGUGCAGAACACUACACAGAAACAGCAUUAGAUGAAAUCAAGCUGCUGAAGUCUGUCCGCAACACUGACCCCGAUGAUCCAAACAGAGAGAGAGUGGUUCAGCUAUUAGAUGACUUCAAAAUCUCAGGAGUAAAUGGUUCUCAUAUUUGUAUGGUUUUCGAAGUUUUAGGGCACCAUCUUCUAAAAUGGAUCAUAAAAUCAAAUUAUCAGGGACUUCCACUACUUUGUGUAAAAAGAAUAAUCCAACAAGUUUUGCAAGGACUAGAUUAUUUACAUGCCAAAUGUCGGCUUAUCCAUACUGAUAUUAAACCAGAAAACAUUCUGCUGUGUGUUAAUGACCAAUACAUUCGCAGACUUGCUGCUGAAGCAACAGAGUGGCAAAGAUCUGGAGCGCCCCCUCCUUCUGGCUCUGCAGUGAGUACUGCACCACAGCCAAAACCAGCAGACAAAAUGUCCAAAAAUAAAAAAAGGAAAUUGAAAAAGAAACAGAAACGACAAGCAGAACUGCUGGAAAAGCGGAUACAGGAAAUUGAGGAGAUGGAGAAGGAAGCAAGCCCUCUGGAAGCUCAACCUGAAGACCAGCAAGAAGUUCCAAGGCCACUUGAGCUGCUUUUGAAAGAGAACCCCCCAGAUGAAGGAGUACCAGGAAAGACAGAAAAUAUUUCUCUUGUAUCAGAGCAAACAAUCUUAAUGGAAGGGGUUGAAAAAUGCCUAACAGAAAUAAAUUGUAAUGGAAUGGUGCAAAUGACUGCCUUUUCGGAUUCCAUUAACCAAGUGUCAGUGAGUAUUGAGGAAGACCUUCACAAUGCCAAUGACUGCAGUGGUCCCUCUCAGGAACAAGAAGAGGAUGAGACCUGUGCUUAUGAUCAAAGUAAUGGUGGCUCAGAGAACAGAAUACGAGAGGCAGUAUCAGAGUCCUGUGCAUCCUUAGUUUCAGAAGUUAUGGAUUCCAUGGUAUGCCAGGGAACAUCAAGUGAUGAACAGUAUUUCAGUGAGCAGCAAAUUAGCCACUUACAAGCGAGCAUCAGAGCAGAAAUACCUUCUGAGGAUGAGAAUGAGAAUAAUGGAUCUUCUGAGAACAAUAAAGGAAAAUCUGCUGCUGGAAAUUUCCUCCUUAAUCCUCUUGAGCCUGGGAAUGCAGAUAAGCUUAAAGUGAAGAUAGCUGAUCUAGGAAAUGCUUGCUGGGUGCAUAAACACUACACUGAGGAUAUUCAGACAAGGCAAUACCGAUCCUUGGAAGUCUUGAUUGGAGCAGGGUACAGCACUUCAGCUGAUAUUUGGAGCACAGCCUGCAUGGCCUUUGAAUUGGCUACAGGUGACUAUCUGUUUGAGCCUCACUCUGGUGAAGACUAUUCACGGGAUGAAGACCACAUUGCAUUAAUCAUAGAACUUCUGGGGAAAAUACCUCGCAAACUCAUUAUGGCUGGAAAAUAUUCCAAGGAGUUUUUCACCAAAAAAGGUGAUCUGAAGCACAUCACCAAACUGAAGCCGUGGGGCCUUUUUGAAGUUUUGGUGGAGAAAUAUGACUGGUCCCAAGAUGAGGCAGCUGCGUUCACAGACUUCUUAAUACCUAUGCUGGAGCUGAAUCCUGAGAAGAGAGCUACAGCGGCUCAGUGUCUCAGGCAUCCCUGGCUAAACUCCUAGAUGCUUCAAGCCUGGCACCAGGGCCCUCUAACUGGGUUUACAGCAUAAUAUAUAUAUAUACAGACAUAAAUGUCCCAGCUGCCCCUUCCCUCUUCUCCCAAGUCAUUUUUUUUCCUUGUUGAUUUUCAGAGCGAAGCUUCUCCUUGAGGACUUUUGAGAUUUUAGAUAAAUCUAACUGUUCAUGUGAGUUUGUGUACUUGACUCAGUAGGGACUGUUGUCAGCCAGUGGGCGUCCAUAUGUUUUGCUGUGAUUGGGGUUUGCCAAAGAGUUUUUAUGGGAAUGUGAAAUUACGCCCUCCUUCCUCUGACUCUCUUCCUUACUCAAGUACCUUACCCUUUGAAGUGUGGGCAAAUCUUCAUUGGAACACACUCCCUUUAACUAUAUUGCAGUCAUCCCAAGGGGGGUGUGAAGAGCUGUGAAUCCCUCUUUAGCUCACUGACUCCGGGAGUCAUUUUCUUAGUGCACAUCCAGUUGCUGACAGUAAGAGGAGAAAUGGCAGAUGGCACCAAGGUGGUAGCUCCAUGUGGAGCACUGAACUCAACUCAUUCCUUAGGUGUCUGUUCAGCUGCUUGGUAUUUUUUUUUCUUAUUAUUCUUUUCAAACAUACUUUUAUCUAGUUUUAGCCAUGGAAACUUUUGAAAAUGCCUGUAUGAAAUAUGCGCAUACCUAUAUAUAUAUAUAUUUAAGCACUAUUUUUGUUCCCUCAUUGUUCAGAUGAUUUACCGAGCCCAGUAGUGAAAUAAGCUGCUCUCCAAAACUCAAUUGGGUGUACUUGAGUAGUUUCACAAAGCAAUGGGAAGUGGUAAAAGGAACAGUCUCUGCAACAGAGGUGAGGAAUGUGCAGUCCUUUAGAUGAGGGAUUGCAACUCCAUGAUCCCACCUCACUGUUAGCUAUGCUAACUAGGACUGAUAGGAGUUGCUGUUCUUCUAAAAAUUAUGGAUCUAUGCAUUUGUUGGCUGCAGGAGGGUAACCCACUUGCCCGGUUCUGUGCCAAACCUGCCCAACAUUAAAACCCUAGGCAAAAAUGUGGUCUGCCAACUUUGUACUGUGGCCUAGGAGCUGCAUGAAAAAUGCAUAUAUUUCUCCAAUUCAAACCGGGUUACAAAAACAGAAGUAUUGUCAAGGAUGGGACUGGCCACUUUGUCAUGUGGGUCUGCCUUAUGCCAUCAGUGCUAUUAUAUGGGCCUUGUGUAAAAUUGGACAUUUAGGAGAGAGCAGUUUUCAGGGGAAAAAAAUAGGAUAUAUCCUUAUUCUUUCAUUACUCAAAAGGAAAUAUGGUAUUAGUUGAUUAGGUUGUCUUUCUAGCCAUUCUCUGUGCCCAUACUUUCCCACUGCAUUUCCAGAAGUUAAAGGAUUUAAUGGUAUGUAGCCUGUCAAUUUGUUCAAAGUGUUGGACUAGAAAUGAUCUUUCCGGAAAUAUUUUUUUUCUUAUGUAUUAACAUCAGGAGAAAUAAUGUUAUUUUUCUUACCCAGAGAUAAAGGGUUAAAUUCACUUUUCCAGAAUUGUUAAAAAUUUGGUAGGUCAACCAAACACAUAUUAAAUGCCUAUAAAAGGUGAGUUAGCCAUGACUUGCCCACCUAAACGUUCUUAUUAUAUCAGAAAAAUUAUGUAGUACUAGUUUUACAGUGAUUAUCUCUUGAGCUUCAAGAGGUUGUCAGAAGAUCCCCUGCUCCCUGCUCUAAUGUUAGGUUUUAGGAAGUUGGGAAGUUCAACAGCCUUUCUUGACCAUGGACCAAAUAGGCUUUUGAGGUAAUUAAAAUUUCCAGGCCUGAAACCCCUGGAAGAUUCAGAUUUCCAGGCACCGUGUAAGACAAAAGCUGCCAGCAAUGAAACACUUUUCUCAAUGUCUACUCUCCAUAUUUCUCAUACACAAAUAUGUGGCACAGUUUUAUUUUUGAUUUUUAAAAUUAAAAUGGAACUACCAUAUCUCCUUCGUGUUCUAAAUUGGCCAUGCUAUCAUAUGAUGCCUGACAGGGGGUUUAGUGGAAUCUGUGCUGUAUGACCAUUUAAGAGAUGUUAAGUAAGGUUCUCUGUGCAUAACCUUAAGAUGAAAAGGAACACAUUAAGUUUUUAAAUUAUAUUCCUGUUAUCUGGAGUAUCUCCCUUACCUCCCAAAAGCACUUCUGUGCCUGUCUAAAAAAGAUUUUAAGAUGGGACUAGAAUGUAUAAUAAUACUUUCUCUUAAAUAACUGUGAAAACUUGUCGGCAGGGAGACAUGAAUUUCCAGUGUCAACACAACCAUCUUGGCUACCUGAAUGGUGCAAAAUGUAUCUUUUGGAUCUAAUACAGGUUCUGCUCCAUAGAAUAUGAGCUGUUGCUAUGUCUUUUGUACUAAAAGAGACAUACUGGCAUAGUAUAAAUGGUGACUUGUCAGGAUUGCCUCUGUAUUUUGUGGCUAUCAGAUUCACUCAACUUCCAAAUUGCCAUAAAGUGCUCACUAAUCAAUUUGUACUUGUUUUGUUGACCUAAAACCUGAAGGAAAAACAAAUACAUUUUUAUUCUUUCUA
Molecule: messenger RNA, 4850 nt
Organism: Sceloporus undulatus (fence lizard)
Lineage: Eukaryota; Metazoa; Chordata; Lepidosauria; Squamata; Phrynosomatidae
Gene: SRPK1
Product: SRSF protein kinase 1
Exons: 16
Coding region: 7-2340 (777 amino acids)
Biological process (GO): spliceosomal complex assembly; protein phosphorylation; regulation of mRNA processing
Molecular function (GO): protein kinase activity; ATP binding
Source: RefSeq, a predicted model, not a curated record